This is a messenger RNA of Schizophyllum commune H4-8, 988 nucleotides long. RefSeq lists its product as uncharacterized. The coding region runs from base 15 to 776 and encodes 253 amino acids. Gene Ontology annotation, biological process: protein phosphorylation. Gene Ontology annotation, molecular function: protein serine/threonine kinase activity; ATP binding. Gene Ontology annotation, cellular component: cytosol; EKC/KEOPS complex; nucleus. NCBI's taxonomy places the organism in Eukaryota, Fungi, Basidiomycota, Agaricomycetes, Agaricales, Schizophyllaceae. The record is from RefSeq and is a predicted model, not a curated record. The transcript is spliced from 6 exons.
GCCGACUGAACUUCAUGGCUUCCACCUCAUCCCCCUCAUUCAACCUCAUUGCGACCGCGGUCAGUGUCUCACAGGGCGCUGAAGCAAAAGUCUACAAGGCGUAUCUGUAUGAGGGAUCGGAACCUAUCCUCGUCAAGCAUCGAUUCGCGAAACAGUACAGACACCCGACGCUCGAUGGGAACCUGACGCGCUCGAGAGUUGCUGGGGAGGCUAGGAAUCUGCUGAAGUGCCUAAGGUCGGGCGUGAACGUUCCAGGUGUCCGGAUGGUGGACGCUGCAGACGGUGUUUUGGGAAUCGAGUGGAUAGACGGCCUGAGUGUCAGGAAGCUCCUGCCUGGAGGUGCGGAGGAUGAAGGCGCAGACUUCGCAGAGGGUGACGAGGUGGAGGAGGACGAAGCACCCGAUCCCUUGCUCGAAUUCGGCCUGACAGUUGAUGAGCUCAUGGGCUACAUUGGCACCGAAGUCGCGAAGAUGCACUUGGUAGAUGUUGUCCACGGCGAUCUGACGACCUCCAACAUGAUGCUUCGGCGGGGCAAGAAGGGCGACCUAGUACUCAUUGACUUCGGCCUGUCAUAUCAAUCGACCUUGGUCGAAGACAAGGCUGUCGACCUCUAUGUCCUAGAGCGCGCCUUUGCAUCAACACAUCCAGACUCUGAGCCCCUCUUCGCCUCAGUACUGACUGCGUACGCGAAGCAGAUGGGCAAAGCAUGGAACUCGAUCUCGAAGCGGUUAGACGACGUACGUCUUCGCGGACGCAAGCGCAGCAUGGUAGGAUGAAGGUCUCACAACCAGGCAGAGACCAAAGAGACGAAUCAUUGUAUACACUGUAGCAGUAGACGCCCGCGAACUAUAUAUUGUCCUCCGGCGUAUCCUCGAUCAUCUUCGCGUAGUCCUCAUAGCUCGCGAAGGUCGGCAGACGCUGCUUUUUCUUCGUCCUCUUCUCCCCGCCCUCCGCAUCGCGCUUGCGCUUCUUCUUGUCGUCCGGGAAU